Alternaria atra is the source of this 1386-nucleotide messenger RNA. RefSeq lists its product as uncharacterized. Bases 1 to 1386 code for a protein of 461 amino acids. Gene Ontology annotation, molecular function: ATP binding; protein kinase activity. The record is from RefSeq and is a predicted model, not a curated record. The transcript is spliced from 3 exons. Gene Ontology annotation, biological process: protein phosphorylation. NCBI's taxonomy places the organism in Eukaryota, Fungi, Ascomycota, Dothideomycetes, Pleosporales, Pleosporaceae.
AUGAAAUCGAACGCAAACAUCACUGGGAGGAGGAAUGCUCGUAAGGGCAGCGUAGCAGGAGAUGGUGCGGUAGUAACGGCCACACGACUCCCAACAAUCGACGAUCUCACAGCAGAACUUCAAGAAGCCAUAUCUCACUUGACACUGUUUGGCCUGAACGACUCAAAAUACGAGUUUGAGAUCUUCUGUGCUAAACUAGGUGUUGACCAGCCCUACCCUGAUAAUCACAUCCCACCCAAAGACUACCCAGGUAUCCAGCACGCUGCCGCUCUCCUGCUCCGCGACAGCGAAGCCGAGGAUGGUGAUAAUUUCGGUCUUCUUGAUGAAGAGCUACAGGACAUGUUGAUGAACGUACUGAAAUGUCGAUGCGCGGCUGAUCUAGCGAGAGACCGAUUCGUACCUGGGAAGGUGAUCGGCGAUGGUAGAACUGGCAAAGAAUGGGUCGUUACAUCCCAGCUCUGCGACAUUUCCGGUAGCUACAGUGGCGGUAUUUAUCUUGUCAGGAACCCGACCGAUAUGAAUGGCCAGAGGCAUAUCAUGAAGACACUUCCAUCGCCAGCGCUUUACCCCGACUUCGCUAGUCGAGAAAUCUGGAUUUUACAUACAUUAAAGCAUGAAAACAUCAUUAGAUUCUUUGAUGGCUACUCGCCGGAAGAUCGACACGAGACAGGCUGGAUGGUUACAGAAUACUGCGACAAGGACACAUUGGCGGACCUUGUGGAGAAGUAUACCGAGGCAAAUACUUCGAUUCCUGAGCUUUUCGUUUGGGAUGUCUUGGAAAGCUUAGUACGUGCCGUAGUGUACUUGCACUAUGGACCAAUUCUUCUCAGUGAGUUCGAUCAACAGAAACUUGGAAGCAAACCGCUUAAAACCAGGGAGGAUUCGCCCUGGAAUCCUGUCUACCACCGCGACACAAUUCUGGCUAACGUAUUCUGCACUUCCAAUACCGGAGAUAUGCAUAACUAUCCAAUUGUCAAGCUAGGCGAUUUCGGCUGCGCAAUGCGGCAAUGGGAAAUUGAGACCAACGAUAACAACGAACAUCCGUGGUCAAAAGAAACGCCAAUUAUGGACAGUGAGUAUGAGCCACCGGAGGGUCAAUAUGCCACAAAAGCCGUUGACGUGUAUCAGAUUGGACUGCUUAUGUGGUGUGUUGUGCAGGGAACCGCAGGUCCCUUUAGUCUCGAUGAGAUGGCAACACUGCCUGCAAAUUUUGAGACUUCAAGCUCUGCUCAAUACUCAGGCGAGCUGCGCCACCUCCUCAAUUGUUGCACGAAGACGGAACCUGGUGAUCGCGUCGACUCUUUGUAUUUGUUGCACCUUGUUCGGCAUUACCGGAAGCUUCUAGUUCUUGAAGGGCGCUUGCCUUUUGUCAAGCUGCUUCCUUGA